AUGCAUGUCGAAUUGUAUGCUCCCCCCUUCCUCAGCUGUCGAGACAAGACUGAUAAUCAUCAGGUCGAAGCAUGGAAACUCCGCGGCCAUCUCCCGCACGCUGUCGAAGCCACAGCUCUACUGACAGAUGCUAUCCUGCAUGAUAACUCAACCUACAACUCCGUCUUCUCAAUCAGAGCUACCUAUGCCGCCGCCUUUUCGCGGUUUGUCACUGGCCUAGUAGACACGAAGUUGGGCAGUGGUGGCGGCGGAGGCACGAUGUUCAACCGUGCCGCGAUGAUUGGGUUGCCGCUCUCGUUUGUGGAGUUGAGACACGAAGCGGCGCAUCGAGAGUUGCCAUCGUUGGUCUUGUUGAGGAAUUAUACGAAUCGCGCUUUGGAGUGGUUGUGGGAUUACUACUGGGCGAGGAUUGAUCAGGGUGUGUCUGUUUCAGCGGCAGAAGAUGAUGGGUUGAGGGCGAGGGUCAAAUCGUUACUGCUGCAGUUUUCGCAACAGGUACAGUCGGACAACUCAAGGAAAAGGGUCAAGUCUUUGGCUACGUCCGUCUCGCAGUCGUUGGUUUCGAUUUGCAAGGGCGAUGCCGAGGGAGCGAAGGUUAUAUGUAGGGUUUUGGUUGAGGAUGGAUUCCUUGUACCUGAAAGCAGGCAGUGA
Messenger RNA from Talaromyces amestolkiae, 651 nucleotides. RefSeq lists its product as uncharacterized. The record is from RefSeq and is a predicted model, not a curated record. Gene Ontology annotation, biological process: maturation of 5.8S rRNA; maturation of LSU-rRNA. Bases 1 to 651 code for a protein of 216 amino acids. The transcript has a single exon. Gene Ontology annotation, molecular function: endonuclease activity. NCBI's taxonomy places the organism in Eukaryota, Fungi, Ascomycota, Eurotiomycetes, Eurotiales, Trichocomaceae. Gene Ontology annotation, cellular component: preribosome, large subunit precursor; Las1 complex.